This is a messenger RNA of Magnusiomyces paraingens, 546 nucleotides long. RefSeq lists its product as uncharacterized. The record is from RefSeq and is a predicted model, not a curated record. The transcript has 3 exons. The coding region runs from base 1 to 546 and encodes 181 amino acids. Lineage: Eukaryota; Fungi; Ascomycota; Dipodascomycetes; Dipodascales; Dipodascaceae.
AUGUCGAAUAUAGAUAAAGAGUACCCACUUGUUCUACAAUUGAUUCUUGCACAGCUAGUCAUUGAGCAAGGAACGGACGCGUUUAGGUCGAUUGCAGAAUCUUUAGAGCGACACCCAAUGUUACAAAAUAUUCCUGAACGGAAGAUGACAGCCACUAAAUGUCGAUCACUAUAUUUAGAAAUGAUUAAGAAGGAAGGCCUUGAGUUAAAUUCAGGAGAUACUGGAGUGAACAGUUCUAGGGACAGCGAAGGCAGCAGCAUAAAUAAAGAAUCUGGAGUUUCUCAUUCUCCUUCCCCGUCUCUAUCAUCGUCAUCAACAACACCAUCAUCAUCCUCGGCAGCAGCAACAGCAACAGCAACAGCAACAGCUACAGCCAAAAAGAAAAAGAUGGUUACACCGGAAUUGCGAUUAGCACAGAUUCUUUACAUGUCAUACACCGAAGAGUUGAUUCAAGAUAUGCAUCAAGACGAGACGGAGUUUGUUACGACGUACCGUGAGCUAGAGGAUUUACAAAGACAAGCAGAAGCUUUGAAGGGAACUGAAUGA